CCCUAACCAAGAAAAAGUGUCAAGAUGAAGAGGCCAAAGAAUUACAAUACCAAACAAGAGCAAAAGAAUGCGAAGUUGAUGAGCAAUUCUAUGUUCCGGUUGGCAAUAUUGAACUACCUCCAGCAGACAGAAUGAUCAGGAAAGUGGAUGAAAUAUUUUUGGCCCAAUUAAAGGCAAAUAUGGAAAGUAACCCCAAUGGCUCAUAUGAACCUCUUUACUUGUUGGUAAAAGGUCUGAACAGAAAGGAGAACUUUUCAAAAUCAGAUGUCAGCAGCUAUCAGUAUGAGGUACUUGGUGGUACGCAUAACUUGUUGGCAACAAAGCAACUUUUAGAGAAGCACCCUGAUAGUGAAGAGUAUAAGGGAAGAUAUGCAAGAAUAUUUGUUGGGUUAACAAAUUUUUAAGCUUUAUGGCUGGCGUCAAGGCAUAAUAAGACUGGGUGUUUCCGUCAUUAAAUGACAUUCAAAGAUGAGGUGGAAGUUGCUCACAGGCAGUUGGAGAUCAUUGGUACAAAAAAUGAGAACAAUGAUUUAGUUCCUAGUCAGCAAUGGAGAGACAGAUGUUCCCACAUAUUAGGAAAGACAAAGAAAAAUCUUUCUGAUGUAUUUCUUGUUGCUGCUCUCCCAGAAGAUGGUUAUCAGUCAUUCCUUGAGAUGUGCCGAAAAUAUGAAAAAGGUCUUCUGAAAGACCAGCGAGCAAUGGCAAAGGACCUACAAGAAAGCCGAGGUUCAAGCCAUCAUACAUCAAAUGCUUAUUUGGCCUCGACGUUUCAGAUCGUGUUGCUCUGUUGGGUCAGGUUGCUGACCAAAGUAACAGUCUGGAUGAACUGA
This is a messenger RNA of Dendronephthya gigantea, 830 nucleotides long. RefSeq lists its product as uncharacterized. NCBI's taxonomy places the organism in Eukaryota, Metazoa, Cnidaria, Anthozoa, Malacalcyonacea, Nephtheidae. The transcript has 5 exons. The record is from RefSeq and is a predicted model, not a curated record. The coding region runs from base 456 to 830 and encodes 124 amino acids.